Knipowitschia caucasica is the source of this 723-nucleotide messenger RNA. The record is from the annotation of a GenBank genome assembly. Lineage: Eukaryota; Metazoa; Chordata; Actinopteri; Gobiiformes; Gobiidae.
AUGUACGGCUGUGAAUGGGACGAUGAGACCGGUGAAGUGAAUGGAUAUGAACAAGAUGCAUUUGAUGGAGAAGAUUUCAUUGUGUUUGACCUGAAGACACUGACAUGGAUCGCACCGAGACAAGAGGCCUUCAUCACCAAACUCAAGUUGGACAGUGAUGAAGGUUAUAAAGCCUAUAAUAUAAACUACUACACCCAGAUCUGUCCUACGUCGCUGAAGAAAUACGUCAGUCAUGGAAAGGACGCUCUGAUGAGGACAGUCCUCCCGUCCAUCUCUCUGCUGCAGAAGUCCUCGUCGUCCCCCGUCACCUGCCACGCCACUGGUUUCUUCCCCGGCCAAGCCUCUAUCUUCUGGACUAAAGAUGGAGACAUUUACUACGAGGGCGUGGACUUUGGGGAGACCCUGCCCAACAACGACGAGACCUUCCAGACCAGUGUGGAGCUGGACGUGUCCUCUGUCCCAUCGGAAGACUGGGGCCGCUACAACUGUGUGUUCAGGCUCUCUGGAUACAAAGAAGAGAUCAUCACACGACUGGACAAAGCCGCGAUCAGGACCAACGAGAAGCCCACCUCUUCUCUGAUCGUCACUGUUGUUGUGCUCGGUGUCUGUGCCGCUGUCGCUGCUGCUGCUGUGGGGUUUUUCAUCUACAAGAAGAAGAACGCCAAGCGCCCUCCAACCCCUGUGAGCGAUAGAGAAGUCGAAGAGGAGCUGAAUCCAAAAUGA